This is a messenger RNA of Hibiscus syriacus, 1924 nucleotides long. Its product is annotated as protein NRT1/ PTR FAMILY 3.1-like. The record is from RefSeq and is a predicted model, not a curated record. Lineage: Eukaryota; Viridiplantae; Streptophyta; Magnoliopsida; Malvales; Malvaceae. Bases 28 to 1782 code for a protein of 584 amino acids. The transcript is spliced from 4 exons. Gene Ontology annotation, cellular component: plasma membrane. Gene Ontology annotation, biological process: transmembrane transport. Gene Ontology annotation, molecular function: transmembrane transporter activity.
CUGGGAGCAUCAUUCAUUUCAGAUAAGAUGGAAAGAAUGGAAGACAAUGAUCCUAAAGAAAACAAUGUUGGGAGCCCCAAGGGAGGGUUGAUCACCAUGCCCUUCAUUUUUGCGAAUGAGAUCUGUGAGAAGUUGGCUGUGGUAGGAUUUAGUACUAAUAUGUUAAGCUACUUAACAACACAGCUUCACAUGCCAUUAACCAAAGCAGCCAACACUCUCACAAACUUUGGUGGAACUGCAAGCUUGACACCGCUGCUAGGAGCCUUCAUGGCCGACGCAUACGCCGGUCGGUUCUGGACUAUAACGGUUGCUUCGAUCAUAUACCAAAUAGGGAUGACAUCUUUGACAGUAUCAGCAAUACUUCCACAACUUAGGCCACCACCAUGUAAAGGUGAGCAAGUGUGCCAACAAGCAACGGCAGGACAAUUGGGAAUCCUCUACGGAUCUCUCUUACUGGGAGCCUUGGGAUCGGGUGGAAUCCGACCUUGUGUGGUUGCAUUCGGGGCGGACCAGUUCGACGAAACGGACCCGAAGCAAUCAACAAAGACAUGGAAGUACUUCAAUUGGUACUACUUCGUGAUGGGGGCAUCAAUGCUGUUGGCUGUGACGGUGCCUGUUUACAUUCAGGAUAAUAUUGGGUGGGGAUUGGGGAUUGGAAUUCCCACCAUCGCCAUGUUUCUGUCAAUCAUUACUUUCGUCGUCGGCUAUCGGCUUUACCGACACAUGGAUCCAGCAGGGAGCCCAUUUACUCGGUUGUUACAGGUCUGUGUGUCGGCUUUCAGGAAGAGGAAGUUGGCCAUGGUUUCUGAUCCCAACUUGUUGUACAUGAAUGAAGAGCUUGACGCCUCAAUUUCUAUAGGUGGAAAACUUAUUCACACUCAACAAAUGACAUUCCUUGACAAGGCAGCCAUUGUAACCGAAGAAGAUAUGGUAAAACCCGGGAAAGCUCCUAAUCUAUGGAGACUAAACACUGUCCAUCGAGUGGAGGAACUGAAAUCAGUGAUCCGAAUGGGACCGAUAUGGGCGGCAGGAAUCCUUCUCAUCACAGCCUAUGCUCAGCAGAGCACAUUCUCCCUCCAACAGGCCAAAACCAUGGACAGGCACCUCACCAAGUCAUUUGAGAUCCCUGCUGGUUCCAUGACUGUCUUCACCAUGGUCUCAAUGCUCUGCACCAUAGCCUUUUACGACCGCGUUUUAGUCCGUAUUUGUCGAAGAUACACAGGGCUUGACCGGGGUAUCACCUUCUUGCACCGGAUGGGAAUCGGGUUUGUGAUUUCAAUAUUUGCCACUCUGGUAGCAGGCUUCAUUGAAGUGAAGCGUAAAGAAGCAGCUCUAGCACAUGGGCUUCAAGACAAGGCUAAGGCAAUCAUUCCAAUUUCAGUGGUGUGGCUUGUGCCUCAGUACAGUCUUCAUGGAGUAGCCGAGGCAUUCAUAUCUAUCGGGCACUUGGAAUUCUUCUAUGAUCAGUCACCCGAAAGUAUGAGGAGCACUGCCACCGCACUGUUUUGGACGGCGAUUUCAAUCGGAAAUUAUGCGAGCACGAUGCUGGUUUCUUUAGUACACAAAUUCAGUGCUGGAGCUGAUGGAUCGAAUUGGCUUCCGGAUAACAACUUGAACAAGGGGAAAUUGGAGUAUUUUUACUGGUUGAUCACUGUCUUGCAAGUGGCUAAUCUUGUUUACUACAUCUGUUGCGCUAAGCUGUAUACUUAUAAGCCGAUUCAAAUCCAUAACAAAGACAACGAAUCUGAGGAAGAUGGAGUGGAGCUUGGAAGCAAGGUUUAGUUUUGAAUCUGAAUUGUUGGCAUGUAAAGUUCUAAAUAAUAUUAGUAAAACCAAACCAGACACUAGGUCUAGUCUAGUAUUACAUUUUAUAGCAGACCAAAAAUAAAACUUGAGAAACUAGUUUCUAUUUCUCUUUGUCAAA